AUGAAGGUCUUCCCCCACUUUGGCGAGGAGCAGACGUUCAGUCUGUCCGAACUUGCAAGCGCAGUGGAACUCAUCCGCACUCAAAAUGCCAUCAUGGAUGCCCACCAUGUGGGUAGUGAGACUCAGCUCUUGAGUGGGCGCUGCCCUACUUGUGGCACCGACAUCCAGAUACCUUCACCUCCAGAAGAUGAGAGUCCAGCGCUCUCAUCUCCUGCUCCUGGUGUUAUCGUCAACCCGACUCUGUCCGCUACAUUGACUGCCAUUUCCACUAUUCCAGCUGCUCAGGCUCCUUCCACUGCUCCAGAAGUUGGAAGUGCAGCAAGCGCUGGACUCCCUACCUCUGCUCCGGCCGCUGUGGGCCCCAAUCCCCCAGCUGCAGCUAGACUCCCUACCGUUUCAGCCACUCAAACGGCUUUGGUUCCUCAGACCGCUCCAGUUCAUGAGACUGCCGUGGUUUGCGCUACUGCUGCUGGCACAUCUUCCUCGCGCUGGUACGUUGUCACUGUGGGGCGCAAAACGGGUGUCUUCCAAGGCUGGCACAACGUCCAUCAGCAUGUGAUUGGUGUCCCAGGCGCUUGCUUUGCACGCCACUCCAGCCUUGCUGCCGCUCAGGCUGCAUAUUCCGAGGCCGUCAACGAUGGUGGGAUCAUGGAGGUGCCGCUCUAG
Messenger RNA from Suillus plorans, 666 nucleotides. RefSeq lists its product as uncharacterized. Bases 1 to 666 code for a protein of 221 amino acids. The record is from RefSeq and is a predicted model, not a curated record. The transcript is spliced from 3 exons. NCBI's taxonomy places the organism in Eukaryota, Fungi, Basidiomycota, Agaricomycetes, Boletales, Suillaceae.